AUGGAAGCUUCUUUCGACCAGAAAAUAAAUGUUGUAUACCUCGACGAAAGUCGCAGAACUCCUGUGCAUCGUGCUGCUCUGGAUGGUAAGUACGAACAGGUGGAAGAAAAAGUACGAGUCGCCUCUGACCUGGAUGACCAAGAUGAACAAGAAAGGACCCCACUGCAUGAUGCGACCAGACACGGACACAGGUACCUUUGAGCGGUUUAUCUCAAAGAGAUUUAAGGUUAAGUGUCAUUAUGUGAAACGUAUGAUUCCGAACAAAUGCCACAGUUGGUGAAGCCAAACACAGUUUUCGUCCCCUUUGAUUCUGAUCAGCGAAAAUAAUACUUUCUGUAAAAUCUACAAGUUGCAGUGGAUGCGUAGUUAUUAACAAGAGGGUCUUGAUGGGGUGUAGCUUUUACGGCUAACGCUUAAAAAUACUGGCCAAUCUAUGGCUAACGGUUAAUAUCUUUUCAAUGUGGUCGACCAAUGGUUACCGCCAUUGAGACCCUAUUUAUAGAAUCAAACUGUAGAAUUCUUAAAAAGUUUUGAAUUUGAAGAUUUUGAAAGAAUGAAUCAUUGAAAAAAGGAAGUAUAAGAAUUGACACCAAUUGAAGUAAAUGAAAGGGCUACACUGGAAAAAUAAAGUAAGUGCAUUGCUUUCUGUUGUAUGAGAAACGGCGGCCAAAGGGUUGACGCGCUGGGUUCUAUCCUUGGCCUGGUUGCUGUGUUGUGAUCCAGUACAAGACAUCUCCCACAGGGCCUAAGGGUCAAGGGGGGGGAGUAGCCCAGGAUGGGCUAUCAUACCCUUCUGGGGGUACAACCAAUACUUCUGGUUGCUCUAUGCCACGGAAGCUACGGUAAGUUUCGACUCUCUAGGCACCAAACAUAAGAGCAGAUUUUAUCUUAAUAUUCUAAAGGGAUAACUAAUGUUACAAGUUCCCUUCUAUCACGAGGAAUUGAAUUUUAGACCAUUAGUCUUGAAUCCAGCAUUGCAACUCUUCGGUUGCGUUGCCUCCUGGAAAGAUGAUUAUAAGAUUAAACAUUGAACUAACACAAAGCGUAAAUGUUUGAGUUUUCGUUUUCUACAUGCAGGAAAGUUUGCCACACUCUGUUACAACACGGCGCUAACUCUUCUUUCAAAAACAGAGAACACUGGACACCACUUAUGAGUGCAGCAGACCUGGGCAAGGAACAGUCGUGCCAAGAUAUACUCACUGUUAAUCCACAGACUGAUGACGUGAACAUGGAUGGAGAGACAGCAUUGCAUAUUGCGUGUAGGAGAGGACAUGUGAGCGUUGUCAACCUGCUAAUGGACCACGGGGCAAGUUUGAAUGUUUGUAACAAAGAUGGUGUAACGUGUUUUGAGGCAGCCGCCAAGGCAGGAAAGAGCAAAGUUGUGUUUGUAAUGAUAAAGCAUAAAAGGUAUGAACAGUUACCCCAGACUGAACUGGUAUCUACCAUUUAUACUCAAAGUUUUAAUGGCAGGAAGUAGGAGACUCGACCUGCACGUGACGGCCGAAAAGCAAGAGUAUAGAAGAGCAUUACGAAAGUUGGGCAAGCUGUGCGAUGAAAACAACGGUCUCCUCUUCGUUUGGCGCUACGAUUAAGGCGUUUUCCUUGCUUUUAAGACAGCUAAAAAUGGUAAAAUAAAUUUCUAAAACCAAGCCUUAGAUGGAACUUAGCUUUAGUGCCAUUCUUUCCUCUGUUUUCUCGUAUCCAUGGAAAUUCUCGACUCUUUCUCAAAAUGCAGUCGUGAUCAUUAUUCUGACACCUAAGGUCACUUCAGCAGAGCCAAAGCCUCUCAGAAACACCCUUAUGUUUAACCUUAUGUAAGCUUCACCCAAAACUUAGUUCGGUUCCCCCUUUUUAACUCGUGAAUUGCCCGCAUGCGCAAGAGCGAGUUGUAGAUACGAUGUGGGGAAUAGCACUCGUUCGCUCGCUCGCUUGCUCGAUUGGUCGAUUCCUGUAAACUUUUUUUCAAGUGAGUGCAUUUGAUAGUUUUUGGUGAGCAAUAAACAAACGAAAGGGCGACCUUUGUUGCUAAGAAUAGUGGUGGGGUGAAAAAGAAGCCAAUGAUAAUCUUAAAAGAGUUUUUUUUUUUCGUUUUAGUCUCAACAAGCGGCGCAAGCGACUGGCAGGCAUGCAAGGAUUCACACUGAAAUAACAGAACAACCUUCGUUUUCCAUAAAAUUGUAAUUUACAACCCUUGAACUUGAAAAAAAUCCGAAGAUUCAUUGAAAAUAUCACUUACUACGAAGCGCUCGGAGUUUACAGAUGUUCAAAAGCUUCUUCUGUUAUGGCGUGAUUGAGGAUAAAAUCAAUCAUUACGUUUCGUAUCGUGUGUUUUUCCUGUGUGAAGCAACAAAAAAAGCCGGCGACUGACGAAAUUACAAGUUAACACGAUAAUCAAAUAAUGCCUAAACAACAAAUUUCAGCUACCGAUUUUCAGUGAAUUUUUAAAGAACAAUUUUCUUUUAAGUUUCAAAACUAUUUGAAGAUUCAAAAUACAUAUUACGUACUAAGAUGCGAAAGUUAUACACUACAAAAUUGAUAAAUAGGCCUGAAAUGAAAUUCUAUCUGGUUAUUGAUUAUACGUUGCCUAGCACGUGACUAAAAUCUACCCAGGAGAUCCAAAAUGACGGUGGCAGUCUUGGCUUAGUUAUAUCGCUCAAAACUCGUUCCCGUUUGUCUCAUUUGAUAAAGAGGGAAUCGUUAACGUUUUCAAUAUUUUCUUGAUUUUCUAAUAUUUACAAUGACAGACAGUAAAUUUCACUUUUCACCCACAUUCACUUCCAACCUUUUCUUUUGAACCAGAAACAAAAAUGAUAUACGUUUAAAACACGACAUCAUCCACCCUUGUCAAAUGUAAUAGCAUGAUCAUUUCAAUUGUAAUGCCUUCUUAUCCCAAAGUUACUUUGUUUCUUUGCUACAUUAGCGAGCACUGAACUACUGCUCGUACUCUAGAUAUGACAAUCAACCACAAAAUUCCCUAAACCAGAUAACAUUAAACAUAAUCCAAAAAAUCAUGUGUCAAUUCACGAGUUUGCUCACAGAGCACUUUGAUUCUCAAUCGAAUUGUCAAGCUUUAAUUAAAACCUCAGAUAAAUACCACCCAGGAUCUCCUGCACUUUGUUAUAGCUGGGGAUUUUUUGAUACGUUUUGUUAGGGAAACACACGAAAAGUGUUUUAGUGUCCGUUCAUUAAUAAUUAGUAUUUUAGGAUAAACCUCUUCAUGAGCCAUCUUGAGCUUCCUUCCUCGGAUAACCGAAAGAAAAUCUGUUUAGGUUAAGAUACAAUCUCAAGAUUUGUUAGACACAGGGGUCAAUGAUUGAUUGAGCUUGGUCCGGCGGAUCGGGAAAUAUUUGACUCUGACUCUGUUUUAUUGCUUCUGAACAGAUGGAUGGAAAUAAUGGAACACAAGGAUAAGAACGGCCUUACCCCCAUGAAGCUUCUCAUAAAACACUUCCCAGAGAGUGCACAGCUGGUCAUGGAUUACUGCAUUGAUCGAUCAGAGAUAGAAAGUUCCAGUGAUCCAAAUUUUACCAUUACUUGCAACCUCCGUUUCCUAGACCCCGGACCUACUAACGCUAUUUGCCAGAGAGGAAGCCAUUUCUUUGGACCGAGCACCAUGGUGAAACACGAACGUAAAGAAUUACUCGAGCAUCCUUUGACACAGGUCUUGCUGAAUAAGAAGUGGUCUUCUUUCGGGCGCUUGGUGUUCUACUUUAACUUUAUGUUCUAUUUUGUCUUUGUUGUCAUGUUUACAGCUUUCUUAAUCCGAUUCAUGCAGAACGGUGAUACAGGAUUGGGAGAUUCUUUUAUGUAUCCAAUAGUAUUUUUACUUUUUGGCGUCCGAUUCAUUAAGGAAGUUAUUGCGAUAGUUGUCCAGAGGCUUCAUUAUUUCACCACUUUAAGUAAUCUUACUGAAUGGAUACUCUACAGUACGACGGGUUUCUUCAUGUUUUCACUUUUCGCUUUCGAUUUGACAAUUCCGUUUGACGGCCCUGAGAAGCGUCAUAAUCGUUAUCCACAAUUAAUCUGGGUAUUUGGUGCCAUUUCGAUUUUCCUUUGCUAUGCGAACCUAGUCUUGGUUCUUUGUCGGUUGAGUCUGGUUGGAAUCUAUGUCACCAUGUUUAUAGAUGUCACUAAGUCGGUUUUAAAAGUACUUCUGAUCUUCUUUGUCUUGUUCUUUGGGUUCUCCAUGGUGUUCUACGUCCUCUUUAAAUCAGAGGUAAGAUGAAAUGAGAGAUAAGUGUGUAUGUAAGUAAUUUGCUUCUGUUUGUGAUUUAUGUGAGUUUUUUCCCUUUUUUAUCAUGCUCGUAAUUUAAAACCCAAAGUAAAAAUAUUCCUUAUUCUGUACCUUUUUGCGCCGUUUAUUGACUCGCUCAAUAGCAACAAGCCUGACAGAUUUGUUUACAGUAAUUAAUUAAAAUGUCACCGGAUUUUGGGCUCAAUAUGGGUGCAGCAAAUGCCUAAUCGUAUCUUUUCAGUGCUCUUUGACGACAUAUAAAGCUCGCUCGGUCUUGUCAAGGGUAUCUUGGAAUCAUGACUCAACUAAAAUCGCCUCAUCUUCUAACGGAACGCGCCAAAAAGGAACGAUUAAGGAUGACAUAACGUUAUAGUAAGCGAAAUAUGCAAUAAUGAUAAACAAUAAACAACUCCCAAGAUCUGAUUGUUAAUUCUCCCCUCUAGCUGCUACACACUUCCUUUUAAAUUAGUUAAGAGAAUAUGGUGUUAGAUUAAGAAAAACAACUUUUGUGUGAUAAGUUUAUUCUCAUUACCUGUUUGCUAGACAGUUUAUGGAUAUUACACGGAGAAGUAACCUCUCCAUCACCUCUGGGAGUUAAAGGGCUAAAGCGCUGAGAAUCUCUCGUAUUUCCUCCACAGGAGGUGGUAUUUAAACAACCGGGAUUUUCUUUACUGAAGGUGGUAGUGAUGACAAUUGGAGAGGUUGACUUUGAAGACAGAUUCAUGCAUUCCCAGAAUAUCACAAACAAGCCGACAUCUUCUCAGACAGCUUCUUUCGUUUUCCUCGGCUUGUUCUUGAUUUUAAUGACAAUUGUACUGAUGAACCUGCUGGUAUGCUUUAAGAUAACAAACUUUUCUGUAACUUUUAAUAGUACUAGUUGGAUGCAUAAUCAACCAACUUUCUAUCACAAACGCAGUAGUCUUAUUGGCUUGACUAUUGUCUAUCUAUUUGACAUAUGGAUCCCAUCUUAACAUGUGUCUAUUCGUUGUGAUAUAUUAACCAUUUAGCCCCUAAGAGUGACGAGCAUCUAAUUGCUCCUUACAAUAUCCCCACUCAAUCACACAUUGAUGUCAUGAGAAUGAAGGAAAUAAUCACCAACUAAAGAAACUCUUGAUUGUUAGACAAAUUCUCCUCGUCAGCACCUUAGUAAAUGUACAGAGAACAGUAUGGAGAUUAUGAAUACUGAUGUCAGAGUGUAGAGGGUUAAGCUGAAUUAUGCGCGCAUUUUGUCUGCUUCUUACUUACGAUGUAUCGGUAGAUAUACAUCCAUAGAUGACAUCACCAUUGACAAUUUUUUUCUUUAUCGUAUAAAACAUACAGAUUCCAUGUAGGCAUGGGUAUGUUCAGGAACAGAUCACAAAAGACCUCAAAAUAAAGAAACAACGUCAGUGACACGCUCGGCUGCGCCUCAUGUGCCAUUUUUUGUCCUUACCACAUUUUGACCUCAUCUGUGAUCUGUUACGGCUGAGCAGACGCUCGGCAACAUAGAAACUUCCUGUGGAAUACACCACAAAUAACGUCUAUUGUAGUUGAAACAAAAAAUUGGAACACGGGACGCAACUGAGUAUUUCACCGACUCAAAAUUCGUAUUAUCAAGACGCUUCUGUGUAAGAAAUGAAACUCAGUGCUACAAUUUGCAGGACGUUGAUCACGGUUGCAUGUUUCACCUACAGGUGGGUCUUGCCGUGGGUGAUAUCGACGCAAUUCGCCGCAAUGCUGCGUUUAAAAGGAUGGCUAUGCAGGUCAUGUAUAUCGUUAGGGUCGAAAACAGCUUCCCGAGGUGUAUCUCGCGGCGUUUUCGCCAUCCAGAAGUAAGUUUGCGGCCAAAUCGUCGAACUCUGAGGAAAAGGUAUGCCGUGAUUGCCAUUCUGAUAAAAAAAAUCACACGUAAAUCUCAAAAAUGUCAGAAAAUUCUAAAAAGCAGCUUUACAACGACUCCAUCAAUGUCUACUUCUCUUUAAUAUCUUUACCAUUCAUUAUCCAGUCAACAGUUAACGAGAAAACUGAUCAGUUAGAAAUUGUUAUUUUGAUCUAACACUACAUUCUCGUCACUGAUUGACAAGGAAAUUUAUAGCAACUUGAGGGGAGAAGUAACAAUCACAUCUUGGGAGUCAAAUUAAGGGUUAAAAUGUUCAUUUCACAAAAUUAUUUCUUUGUCUUCGAUAUUCAGGUUGAUGCUUCUUCUUGGAAUGGAGAUAUCCUCGGGCUUGGACUUUACCCCUCGCGCCAAAGAAGAACCGUUCUCCGGUGUAGUUUUGGAUUAUACUGAGAUUAAGAAAAAGCUUGACCUUACUGAGAAACGCGUCGAAACAUUGGUCGAUAUGAUAGAGGUGCAAAACGCUCUGCUCAGAGAAUUAGUAAAAAAGAUUGAUCCUGGGACCAAGAUGGACAAGAAGAGCAUGGAAAUGGAAGGAUCGACUGUGGAACACGAGCAAGGGAGCACAUCAGCUUCAGGAGAGAAGUGGAUCCUUGACGACCAGCAGCCAUAUGAGAUUAAAACACAACCACACUUGUAUAAAUGUGGAAAGAUCACUUAUGUUUAG
Pocillopora meandrina is the source of this 6777-nucleotide messenger RNA. Lineage: Eukaryota; Metazoa; Cnidaria; Anthozoa; Scleractinia; Pocilloporidae. The record is from the annotation of a GenBank genome assembly.